AUGGAUAAGAAAUAUGAUAAAUUUAUUAGUCAUCCACCUGAAGAUGAAUGGUUGAAAAUUGCUCCAUUACGUAUUUUAAGUUUUGAUAUUGAAUGUGCAGGUCGUAAAGGUAUAUUCCCGGAAGCACAAAUAGAUCCUGUAAUUCAAAUAGCCAAUAUAGUCACAAUUCAAGGUGAAAAAACACCUUUUAUUAGAAAUGUUUUUACAUUGAAUUCUUGUGCCCCAAUUGUUGCAACAGAUGUAAUUGAAUUUUCUGAAGAGGCAAAAAUGUUACAAGCUUGGAGGGAUUUUGUCAUUAAAGUUGAUCCAGAUUUACUUAUUGGUUAUAAUAUAGUAUAUUUAACUUACUUUGCAAUUGAUCAUAAACCUGAGAACAUAUGA
Messenger RNA from Entrophospora sp. SA101, 381 nucleotides. The record is from the annotation of a GenBank genome assembly. NCBI's taxonomy places the organism in Eukaryota, Fungi, Glomeromycota, Glomeromycetes, Entrophosporales, Entrophosporaceae.